CUGCAUCAGUGGCAUGGGAUCAGGCCCCAAGCAGAGAUUGGGGCCCUCCGCAGAACUCCUCUUUGGCUCCUCUUUGUUCCCAUACAUGUGUGUGCUCCAGGGAAAGAGCAUGACCCCUAGUGGGGAGCUGUCAGGAAAUGGAGGGUUCUGUUUUUAGGCAAAAAUGAAGACUUUUAGAAACAAUGGCGAUUUGAAAAAUCACUUUAGUGAUAACACUGUUGCCUGCACCCUGUACAGGGCUUUGAGACCCUGUUCAUCAUGACAUUUCUGGUGGGGUGUGGAGAAUUAAUUUUGCGGGUGACUGUACUUAAACCACCAACUUAUCUAAAGUUAUAAAAUGUUUGAUGAUCUCUAAAUGGGUGACAGGUCCAAUUGGGCCUUCAGUGAUGGGGCUGCAAUCGCAGCGAAUUCACUGGCUAUGUCUGUAAUGUAGAUGUUUUCAGUCCUUUUUCUAUUUUAUCCAUUUGUUGUUAUUAGUUACUGAAAUCUUCAAAGCACUUUGGAAGGGCACAGCUCAGACUGGAUUCAAUGGGAGAAGGGCUGGGGGCUCUUGAUAAUUACGAAUAUUGUAGAGCUGGGCCCAGUAACCUAAUAGUUAUUUCAUGUAUGGGAGCAGGAGCAGGCCCAAACCUGCACCUCAUGUCCUUUAGAUCCACAGUAGCUGUGUCGUUCUCAGUGAAUCUUCGCUGAUUAGGAAAAGGGGAAGCUGGUGCUGAGUCCAGCAGGAUGAGGGGAAGUUAGACCAAGGAGGAGGAAAUUCUCAUAAGACCCUCAGGACACAUGUCUCACCCUAGAGCUGAUGUGCUGCGUUCAUCCAGAAUGGGUCAGAUCCUACUUCCACUGCAGUGAAGGGCAGUUGCCAUUGACUUCAAUCGGAGCAGAAUUGGGCCCUCCCUUGGCCAGUCCUCACAACCGAGCAGUAGCAUUGCAGAGGCUAUCAUGAAAAGAGACAAGUGCCAUGGCGAUGGGGAGACAGACUGCAGGGCAGAGCUGGUCUUUGUCAACGGAGGCUGCAGUGACCCUGCUGAAGAUGAAGCUUCUCCCCCAGCUCUGGAAGCAAAUGGGAGGCCCAGUACACAAGAUGCUGUGGACCUACGAAUAGUGUCCACUAGGAGCAAGAAGAUCGGCAAGGAAGACGUCUCCAAGGAAGACCUAUCUUGGCCCAUGAAGCUCAGCAAGGCUCCGGAGGUGCGAACGCGCGGUGCUGCCGGCUGGGAGAGCAGUCUGAGGCAGAAGCCUCCAGCUCGCAGGAUAUUCCAGGCAGGACUUAAAGAAGAGAAUGACCUGGAGAGUGACAAGGAGUCCCUGGCUCCCGUUCGGUGCUCCAAGAGGAGGACGGCUAUGUCUGUCCAGGUGGCCAUGAUUGACCUCACUGAGGAGGAUUCCAAGGAUUCCUCCCAGAGCAGCAGCACCACAUCUGCCAGCAGCACCCAGGAGGUCCAGAACGGAUCCCCCGAGCUCGUCGCUGGGGAGCAGGAGAGCAGAGUUGCGGGGGAAGUGGUGGAAUACCAGGAUGGGAAAGAUUUUGGAAUUGGGGAGCUCGUGUGGGGGAAGAUCAAGGGCUUCUCCUGGUGGCCUGCAAUCAUCGUCUCCUACAGAGUCACGUCCAAACGUCAGGCAAUCUCCGGAAUGCGCUGGGUGCAAUGGUUUGGAGACGGGAAGUUCUCCGAGGUUUCAGCAGACAAGCUGGUGGGUCUGAUGGCUUUUAGGCAGCAUUUCAACCACUCUACGUUUAAUAAGCUGGUCUCCUAUCGACGAGCCGUGCACCAUGCUCUGGAGGUUGCAAGGAGCCGGGCAGGGAAGACGUUCCCAGGCACCCCUGGGGAGUCUCUGGAAGAACAGCUAAAGCCCAUGAUUGACUGGGCGUUGAGUGGCUUCAAGCCCAUGGGAUGCAAGGGACUGAAACCGCCGAAAACUCCAGAGAACGGAGUGGCUCUCCUCAAGAAUGGCAUUGAAGAGGUCUGUGCCCCUGAACACUGCCCCCCGGCCAAGCGACUAAAGACUAACUUCUGCAACAACAGCAAGGAGCGGGUGGAGGAGGACCAGAGCAGAGAGCAAAUGGUUUCCGAAGUCACAAACAACAACAGGAGCCUUGAAGACAGUUGUUUAUCGUGCGGGAGAAAAAACCCAGCCACAUUCCACCCGCUGUUUGAGGGGGGCCUUUGCCAGACUUGCAGGGUAAGUCACUACAAGUCCCAGGUGAAAGCACUAUGCUCUGGGCCUGACUGUGGUGCGGCGCUCAGCAGACCUGCCUGCCUCAUACCUCAGCAGAUGGGAGAGAUGAGAGAAUUGGGCUCCAUGGUAGUGUCCUGUCCUGGGGAGACUUACAAGCAUAAUCUUGGAGGUGGAAGGUGGCUCAGUGGAGGAGCCUCUGGAACUCAGUUACCGUUUUCUCCUGAUUUGCGCAGGUGCUUCUGUGUCGAAUGCUUGGAGGUCCUGGUAGGGCAAGGUACCUCGGCCAAGGCAAAAGAGCAAGAGCCCUGGAGCUGUUACAUGUGUCAACCACAGAAGUGCUAUGGGGUGUUACAGCGCCGACCGGACUGGAAUGUACGGCUGCAAGACUUCUUCACCAGCGACAAAGGACAGGAAUAUGAUGCACCUAAAAUCUACCCGGCAGUGCCUGCAACAGAAAGGAGGCCAAUCAGAGUGCUGUCCCUAUUUGAUGGCAUAGCAACAGGUUACCUGGUUCUGAAGGACCUAGGCAUUAAAGUGGAGAAAUACAUCGCCUCUGAGAUUUGCGAAGAUUCCAUUGCUGUGGGAACUGUCCGGCAUGAAGGGAACAUCACAUACGUGCAUGAUGUCAGGAACAUAACCAAGAGAAAUAUUGAGGAGUGGGGUCCUUUCGACUUGGUGAUUGGUGGAAGCCCCUGUAACGAUCUGUCUAUUGUGAAUCCUGCCAGAAAGGGUCUGUAUGAGGGCACUGGAAGGCUGUUCUUCGAGUUCUAUCAUCUCCUCAAUUACGCACGUCCCAAGGCGGGGGAGGAACGCCCCUUCUUCUGGAUGUUUGAGAAUGUUGUGGCCAUGAGAGUCAAUGAUAAAAGGGACAUUUCUCGAUUUUUGGAGUGCAACCCAGUUAUGAUCGACGCCAUCAAGGUAUCCGCUGCACACAGAGCGCGCUAUUUCUGGGGCAAUCUGCCUGGGAUGAACAGGCCACUGGUAGCUUCCAGGACUGAUAGAGUUGAGCUUCAGGACUGCCUGGAGUACAGUAGGAUAGCAAAGUUGAGAAAAGUGCAAACCAUAACGACUAAAUCCAACUCCCUCAGGCAGGGGAAAAGCAUGCAGCUCCCAGUGCUCAUGAAUGGGAAAGAAGACAAUUUGUGGUGCACUGAGUUAGAAAGGAUUUUUGGCUUCCCCCUUCACUACACGGAUGUGUCCAACAUGGGGCGUGGAGCUCGUCAGAAGCUACUCGGGAGAUCGUGGAGUGUCCCGGUCAUUCGGCACCUCUUCGCCCCGCUCAAGGAUUAUUUUGCCUGUGAAUAGCAGGGAUUCCCUUGUCUCUUCUGGUAAAGAUGCACUAGCUCCACUGCCUGUGUGGGAGAGGGAAGGAAGAGAACGGCCCACAAGCUCCAUUACUUGGUAGGAAAUGGUCCCCCGAGCCACACGCUUUGGGAAGGAAGUGUGGCCCUGCAGGGAGAGCGUAGGAAACUUUCUUUAACCAAAGAACCUGUUAGGGUGACUUUUUCAAAGGGACAGAAGACAACGCUCUUUAGAAAAUACCGAACACAGAAGCUAGCUUACCCCACCCAGGAGAGCGUAGGUAUGGUGGAAGAGACCGCUAUGUCUCACACAGAGCAUUAACCAUUCCAUUUUACUGUACAAUUGAAAAGUAGCGAUUCAGAGGCUGGGUGGUGAAAGCCGCUGGCUGGCGGGCUGCAACCAUACUUGAAAUAGGUAGAAACAAGGCUUUUGUGGGGAAAAAAACCAGCCUCUCAAAACAGUUGCUAAGAAAUCAGAACUGUAGCCACAGGUAUAAAGAACCCUGUCAGGUUACAUACACUGAACAAACAAGCGGGAUACAAGAACCAAAUAGCUUUUUACAUUUUUUUUAUUUGUUAAAGUUGAAUUUUGUUUUUAAACUUUUGUUGCUGCUUUAAGGCAUUACAUGAGAAUGUGGAAAUUCCUAGACCUGAAUGUAGCUGAAACUGAACUGUGAGGUGAUAGAAUUACUGUUCUAGUUAGAGCUAAAGAAAUGUUGUUGUUUGUGUCUGGCUGUAGUUUUACCAAUAUUCACUCCUUCCUUUUUAAAAUAUUCUUUUAAUUUUUACAUUAAGAACAGCUGAAUAGCUAGAAAGGUAAAACAUUCGUCAGUUUCUGGAGAGUCUGGGCUCCACAGCAAAAAGGAAAAUGUUCUCUUAACGUUUUGCAAACGAAUGUGCUGAAAUGGGCAGGAAGGGGCAGCACUCAUGUUCAAUGCUGAUUUUUUUUUUAAACCUCAAAACUUUAUUUUUAUUAACAGUUUUAUAAACCUGAACAGUGUUGCCAACACAGUGUUGUCCAAUCCUGAUCCCACUAAGACACCGGGGUGAAAUCCUGGCCCUGUUGAAGUCCAUGGCAAGACUCCCAUUGACGUCAGUGCAGCCAAGAUUUCACCUAGGAAUUUUGCUCUGGGCUUUGGCCUGAUUCUUCUCCCGGGUUAGUCAGUGGUGCUUUCGCUACUGACUACAGUGGGGCUGGAGCAGGCCCGUGUUAACGGAAAAGGGAACCCUCCUGCCAUGGAGUAAACUCUCAACACCCCCCACCCUCCCUCGGGAGAGUCCGUUUUUAUUAUAAGGUGAAUCAGACAGAUUCCCACUGUUCUUCUCUCAUCUGCCAUCCCUGCACAUACAGCUAAUGUCUGUUAAGAAGCAUAGAGGGACAUAUUUUUACUCUGAGCUUUGCCCGCCCACGGGCACCAGUUGUGUGCAUGGCCCCGGCCUUGGCAGGUGCAAUCACCUGCCCAUUGUGAAGUGGAUGAUGCCCUUUGCUGAGUUGGGUUUGACCUGGGUUGAAAAUCUGGCUUCAGGCUGAACAACCAACUAUGGAUCUAGUGCCACUGGACCCUUCCUGUCUAAUCCACUGCCAUGCUCUGAGAAAGGGACGUCCCAGUCAGGUCUGGCCAUCGCGCUGGUGGCUAGGGCAGACCUGCUGCCCCAGUGCCUUGCUGAGGGCCUCACCUUACUUCCUGCCUUUACUGGAAAAAACAAACAUUUGCAAUGUUGAAAGAAACUCCCAAGACUGACUAGCGCUUACUGGAUCCUGAAUUGGAUAAAGCCUGGACCCAGAGAUUUCAGCUCUCAAAUACAGUAAUCAUGGGCCGGGCAAGCUAGUGUGUAGGGCUCUCAUGCAUAUCGUACAUACACCAUGAUGAACAGUCUCUCUGACAGAUCUACUAAUGACUCAGGGAAGUCACUUUAUAGGGAAGUCAGACUUUUUCCCCACAGAGCUUCCCCUAAAAGUGGCACCCUCCUGUGCAUAUUGCCAUGCUUUGAAACAAUCCAGGACUUCAGCUCCUCCGUCCUCUCCUAGCUCUGUUCUUCACUCAAACCAGUGGCCCCAGUGAAGUGACGCACUUUUUAUGCUCAUGCUUGACAGAACACAUGUGCUUCUAGAAGUGCUUUGCUGAAUUGCAGGAAGUGUUGCUUUAUCUGAUUUGACUGAAAGCAAAUGCCAUUGCAUCUAAGAAAAGGCUCAAGCAAGAGGCAGACCAAUGGACUCUGGCUAGGCGUUGCAAAGGCUUCCACUUCUAAAUGAAGAGACGCCUCUGUCUCCUGUGGCAAAGUAAACAGCAGCCUGGCCCCCCAGACACGCUUGCAGGCUAUGUGAAAAGCUAGGCAAACAGCAGUCUUUCUGCAGUGUGCUCAGCAGCAUUCCCAAAGGGCAGCCUCCACUUUAACAAGGAUCCAUGAGAAAUGAGAGCGUCCCUACCUCUGCUCCUUCUGCCCCUCCUUGAUAACAGGAGACCCCUGUGCAUUUCCUUGCCACGUCCUAGAAGAGGGCAUCAUCCCCAGUGGAUGAAGACCCUCGUGUUUCCCACUCCUCGCAGGGUGUAGUUUACCCUGUGUCGAGCUGUUUUUGCAGCUGCAGCCUGCCUCCUCUUGAUGCCCAGGUCGGGAGUCAGUUGGGAACUGACAGCGGGGGGAAGCAGGUCACAGCCGUGGGAGACGGGUUUUUCCACAGAGGAGAGGAGAGACUGAGUAGCGCUCUCCUCUCAGUCCUGCCCCGUUGCACUUGGAAACCCUGUCAGUUAACUGUUCCCAGGUGACAUCCACUUGAGAAUGCACUGACUUCCAAAACGCUGAAGAAAAACCAAGCAGCGCUCUCCUGUGUGCUACCUCCAAUCUUUCUAAGCAACUCAGGGACAAGAAGCAGCCUAUCAUCUCCCUUCGUCAUCUCACACCCAUAAACUAUACAGAUGUGACUCAGGAGACACAUGGGGCCAGAUUUUCAAGUGAUGUAGGUGUUCAAAAUGGUCUUCUCACCUGAGCAUGCAACUGACAAGUCUGCACACAGGAAUGCACAUGCAGCUGGCUAAUUGGGUGCCUCUGUGUGCAAAGUUGGAGGAACUCCACAUGCAUUUACAUGCCUACCUCGCCUGAAACUCUUGAACCAAAAGCUAAACCUGAACCCUAAACCUGUUCUGGAUCUGGAUUAGAACACUAAUUCCUCAUCCCAGCCCUAGUUUACUGUCAUGUGAAAGCGUUUGAUAGUCCCUGAGCUCCAAGUGGGUGGACCGCAGAACCCCCUAGAGGAGAACAGAGUUUUGCAUGUUUGCAGGAGUCUGCCUACAUGGAGCUCCUGGCAGAACUGAGACUUUAGAUUCAAGUGAGACAAGAAGAUGACAAAAUCCCCAUGUGAGUCCUCCAUUUAUUUUAGCCUUUGACCUUUUUUCAGACUGGAUUAACACACACGACCUCAACUCAGCUUUAUCUUUGAAUUCUCUACCCCAGUUUUUAUAUCCUUCCUUUCCUCAUCAAAAGAAAAAUAAAUAAAUACAAUGCAGAAGAUUUGGAAAGCAAAGAAAGAUUAGGAAAAGAGGAGUAAGAGUUGUCUUGGCAUUAAAUUUACAUGAAAAAUUGUAAUCUUCCACAAAAUACUUUUCCCUGUAAAAUCUGCCUUUUAUUACAUGUUUAUACAAAUGUUUUCAGGAGAGAGCUGCAUUUCAGGAAUGCUGUUUUAAUGAUUCUUAAAGGCCUUUUACUCUCAUUGGUGCUAUUUUUUUAGACUAAGGAUUUUAAUGUCAAAACUUUUGUGGGUGAUCUUUUAAAAUCACGACAAGCUUGUAUUUUUGUUGUGUUGCAAUAAUUCAUGUUUUCUGUAAAAUCGGCCUAGUACCAAAGUAUGAAAAAUCAAAACUGUGCCUUGUCUAAACAGUUUUACUCAUUUUCUUAUGAAAAAGAAAAAAGAUCAAUGCCCAGAGUUUACCUUAACGUUUAUCAGUUUAAUUAAAAUCAGUAUUUCUAUA
Molecule: messenger RNA, 7441 nt
Organism: Trachemys scripta elegans
Lineage: Eukaryota; Metazoa; Chordata; Testudines; Emydidae
Gene: DNMT3B
Product: DNA methyltransferase 3 beta
Exons: 21
Coding region: 940-3480 (846 amino acids)
Biological process (GO): negative regulation of transcription by RNA polymerase II
Cellular component (GO): nucleus
Molecular function (GO): DNA (cytosine-5-)-methyltransferase activity, acting on CpG substrates; DNA binding
Source: RefSeq, a predicted model, not a curated record